Messenger RNA from Xyrauchen texanus (razorback sucker), 4699 nucleotides. It is a transcript of the gene dapk2b, whose product is annotated as death-associated protein kinase 2b. Gene Ontology annotation, molecular function: ATP binding; protein serine/threonine kinase activity. Gene Ontology annotation, biological process: protein phosphorylation; positive regulation of apoptotic process; intracellular signal transduction. The transcript has 12 exons. The record is from RefSeq and is a predicted model, not a curated record. NCBI's taxonomy places the organism in Eukaryota, Metazoa, Chordata, Actinopteri, Cypriniformes, Catostomidae. Gene Ontology annotation, cellular component: cytoplasm; nucleus. The coding region runs from base 218 to 1348 and encodes 376 amino acids.
AGCGCGGCUCGCGCAGUCAAACAGUGCGCUCGAGACGGGCUCAUACCUGGAGAAUGUUGUCAAAAUCAGCUGGAAACAACAAUAAACGUGCUAUUGCUUAAAAAGCGCUGUGCCUACAAAAACCAGAACCUCCCCGGACGUCUGUGGUUCUUGAGGGACUCUAUAAGACAGAUUUGACUCACUGUCCCCGCUGCUUAUCAAGACACAAUCAUCAUCAAUGAGGACAUUAGGAAUGGCUGUGUUCAAGCAACAAAAAGUUGAGGAUUUCUAUGAUAUCGGAGAAGAACUUGGAAAUGGACAGUUCGCUAUCGUGAAGCGUUGUAUAGAGAAAAGCACAGGUGUGGAGUAUGCAGCAAAGUUAAUAAAGAAGCGUCAGAAUCGGGUGAGCCGGAGAGGUGUUAGGCGAGAGGAAAUUGAGAGGGAAGUGGACAUCCUACAGGAGCUCCGACAUCCUAACAUCAUCACACUGCAUGACAUUUUCGAGGACCGCACAGACAUGGUGCUCAUCCUGGAACUUGUAUCUGGAGGCGAACUCUUUGACUUCCUGGCACAGAAAGAGUCACUGAGUGAAGAGGAAGCCACUGAAUUCAUCAAACAGAUACUUAAUGGAGUUCAAUACCUGCACUCCAUGAAAAUCGCACAUUUUGACCUGAAGCCUGAGAAUAUCAUGCUGUUGGACAACAACGUUCAAUCGCCAAGGAUCAAGCUUAUCGACUUUGGUUUAGCACAUAGGAUCAAGGACGGAGUUGAGUUCAAAAACAUUUUUGGGACUCCAGAAUUCGUUGCUCCAGAGAUAGUCAACUAUGAGCAGCUGGGAUUAGAGGCAGACAUGUGGAGCAUCGGAGUCAUCACUUACAUCCUGUUAAGCGGGGCAUCGCCAUUCCUGGGCGACUCCAAGCAGGAAACUCUGGCAAACAUCUCAGCAGUGAACUAUGAAUUUGAUGAGGAAUUCUUCGGCAGCACCAGUGAACUGGCCAAAAGCUUCAUCAGACAGCUGUUGGUGAAAGACACAAGAAAGAGGCUUAAGGUACAAGAUGCACUCAACCACCCGUGGAUAAAGCCAAUAAACCCCAGACAAGCUAUGGUGAGGAGACAAUCUGUGGUCAACAUUGAGAACUUCAGGAGACAGUACGCUCGAAGAAGAUGGCAGCUUACUUUCAGAAUCGUGACCCUUUGCAACCACUUAACACGCAUGAUGAAGAAAGGUCAUUCCAAGCAACAGGAUAAACCCAAGAUGGGCUAUGUAGGAAGCACGGUGGCAAUGUUUGAGAGAGAAUGUGAGAGCGAUAAAGAGGAAGAAGUAAUGCUGAGAAGACCCAGAACCAGAAAAAGGAGCAGCACUUCCUGAAACUCCGCGUUGCUCUGCCUACUUAUCGCAAUAUGAGCAUCACAGGCGCAUGCUGGUUUCGUGGUGAACCAGUGUUAUGUGUGCCUUUUUCUAAUGCACACAUUUUGUUUUGUUUUUUGAAAGGCCAUUGAGGCAUCAGUAAUGCGUAUGUGGCUUCAUAAAGAUGCAAUUAUUAUGCAUGGGUCACCGCAUCUGUACACAUGAUGUAACAAGUGCAAUUAUGGCAAACAUAGAAAGAAAAAGAUAUUUACAUGUUUAAAGCCAUAUGUAAAUGUAUUAAAGUACGUAAUGGGAUGGGAAAGAGAUUACUGUAACUGCAAUGUUAAAAUAUGUAUCACAGUAUAAUUUCACACUUUGCCUUGAGCUUGUACAGUUUUCAGUCCUGACCAGUCGCUGAUGUCUUAAAGUGUGCCAUUACACAUAUUGGAACUUCUUAAAAUGUCAUUUGUCUUUGUAAAGCUGUGCUACUGAUACGUGACUAAUAUAGCCAGCAGCUUAAUUUUUAUUCUAUAUAUGAUAUUAUCCUUUUAUUAUUAUUAUUAUUAUUAUUGUGAUUAUAUAAGUUAGUUAUGCCGAUCGCUGUUUACACCUGGUCACUCAAACUCAUCUCCUGUGACCACUUGUAUUCAGAUUUCGAGGGCAGUGUCUCUGAUUUCAUGAUGAUAUCAAUCACUAUGUCAGUGUUUAAGUGCAUGAUAACAAACUGCAAAAAUUCACAAAUCACAAAAUGUUUUGCACCCGUUUACACCUGUAUUUAAUGCCGACCGCUUGUGAUCAGAUCACAGGAAAUGCAUCUUUAUAUCAGGUGUAAACGGGGUCUUAAAUACUGCAUCUGGGAAGUCAAAAUAGACUUGAUUUGUCAAUCCAGUUUAGAGAAACUCAAUGUAUUUUCUCUUAAGUGUCUUAAAAUGUAGGUCAAUGACAAUGAAUCGUAAUAUUUGCUCUUUAGACUGUAGUGGUGGUGAUGUUCAAACCUGUCUACGUACAUAAAAUGUUCUGUAUCAGAUGUUGUUCAUUUUGACAUAAAAAAUGUAUGCCGAGAUGAGGGCAGUAGUAAGGCAGAAGUUUAUGGAGAUAGGGCAGUAAUAAUGCUACCUCAUGUCACAUGUUGGAUACAUUUUAAUUGUUCCUUAAUCCUCUUUAUUAAAUGUUCUGCAUUAAAUUCAGCAUUAGACAGUUUAGUAAUAACGAUAUAGUGAAAUAGGUUUCUCUUUUUGUAUUCCACUCCCUCCGUUCAAUGGCAGGCGAGGGGAGAGUCAUUAUUUUUUCAAUUCCAUUUGGUUUUGCUAGUGGCGCUGAAGUUAUGUACAGUAACAGUACAGUUACUUGAUUACAGUAACUGAUAUGUCAAUUGUUUGUAUUUUAGUGCCUUUCACAUCAAUGUUAUCUAAAUUGCUUGAGUGUUUGUAAGAAAGCUGAUCAUAGGCUACACUAAAUGCCCUGUGCUCUACAGAUGUCACCAUCAGGAUAACACGUCAUAGAUGCUAUUGUUCCUAGGAAUGUAGAGUUAUAAAUCUCUGUAAUAUCCUGUGAGGGCUGGAAUUUGUCAGGACAAGUAGAGAAAUUAGGAAAUCAGUGUUCUUUAUUGAAAGACCCUCAAAUUAAUAGGUAUUAAACCUGUCUGGUUAUGCAGUGCAUACUUGAACGUUACAUACAGUACAUGCAAUCAAACAUAUGUUUUUGUCUUUUUUGUAUAAACAUGAUUGUUCAGUGCAUGUUUACGUCCACCUAUAUUGUUUACAUCACUUUCUAUAGAAUCAGUUUUCUCUCACGAAUGAAGGUGAAGAGUUGGUGUUAGGGGACUACACAGUAUUGUUUACAAGUAUAAAUAUGCCAGAUUGUCCUAUAAGUGGAAAAUAUUCAUAAUAUGUGCCUCAAGCACAAAACUAAUCCUCUAUCAUGUCGUGUUUAUUUUAUACUUUGGAAAGUUUUUAUACUUUCUAAAGAAACGAUUAAAAAAAAUCCCCUUGUGUACAAAUAGUAAAAUAAAUAAAUGAUUAAUAUAUUUAUUUAGCUGCUUGUUUGGUUGUUUAUGGUCCACUAAUAAGGUCAGGGAAUUGGCAUUUAAAAAGGUAUGCUUUAUUAUUCAGGUAAACUUGAUUUCUUUAGAUUAUUUAGAAGUGCAAUGACCCAAUAUAGUUUUGGAAACAUACACCACACUUUUUUAAUGUCAUUGCGAUUGAUUGUUUUUUUCAUAGGACACCUGUGUGAUCUUGAGUGAAACUGACUGCAAACUUUCACUGAUAUUUCACUGAAGAUAGUUCUGAGAAAGGAUCUAACAUUGUUUUCAGAUGUCAGGUUUCAUGUUUUGUAUUUAAUGCAAUGACAUUGAUAUACAGUAUUGUGUAUUUUAUAUUGAGUGGCUUAAAUACGUUUCAGGGCCAAUUGUACAUACAGUAGAAAGUCGUAACUGGGUUGCUCCUGCGUCAUUCACAAUAUGUCUGUGAAAAGAUCUGUGUCAGUCAGCUGAAUAAGAUUUUUGCAACCCUGCCCAGAUGGUGUCACAACAGCAGUGUUGUUUGGGCUUGAUUAAGCUGAAUACAAUUUCUAGGAACAUUUGACCUGUCUCUAGGUCUCUAACAGUCUCAUUAGAGAUGUAUGUAGUCUGCUGGCUCUGUGAAAGGUGAAAGAGGUGAACCAGAGGUGUCUAACCCUGUCUAAAUCAGGCUGCCAGUUGUUGCCCUCAGAAACCUCUUGACAUUUAGUCAAUAAAAACUGAACAAAUAAAGCUAUCUAUUUAAAAUAUUUUUAAGCAUCACUUUUACAAUUGCUCAUACUCAAACAUACUAAGUAUUAAAAUUCAGCCCAUGAUUCUUUACCCUCUGUUUGUGGGACAAUAAGCAACCAUCCAGAACACCAUUAGCAAAUACACUAAAACCACAUAGCAAAUGCGCUACAACUCCACACAGAACACCUUAGCAACUGUAUUGAAAAGCCAUGGCAGCCAUCCACAACAUCCUAGCAUUGUAGCAUUUCACGCCUUUGUUAAUUAACUGACUUGCCAAUGCUGCCCAUGGUAUUUUGCAUGGUAGUUUGUUCUUUUCCAGCCCAUUGCCCUACAUAUUUCAGUAAUCCUUGCUUAUCCCAUCCAAUUUGUCCUGGUAAUUAACCCUUCUAUUCAAGCACUUAUUUUCUUUUGUAACGAAGUUAGCCAUUCCAAAUAGCCCUUGUAAAAGUAUUCCAUGAAACCAAAGCAGGAGUUUUAAAGGUCAUGAUGUCACUAACACCAACAAUGACUCACAUUAUUGGGGUGGUUUCUCAUUUGUUUCUUUGAAUGCAAUGACUGUGUUCUUGAAAAAAUAAUAGCCUGUAAUUCAGAAAUGUAGUUGCCACAGUAUCAAUAAAACUUAC